AAACUAUUGAAAAUAACAAAUGACACCGAAGUUGCAAAUUAGCAAUAACCAUGAAGGUGUUGGUCUUGGUGGUGUUAUCCGCCCUUGUAGCGUUGUGCGCUGGAAGUGCUAUUCCUCUGGUGCCAGGGGAUAACAGCCACUAUGUCGAGGGCGAAAGCCGCUAUAUUUGGAUGCCUGAUGGCGAAGGAGUACCCCAUCUAGUAGACCUGCAGGAACCAGUUGAUGAAGCUUUCUUGCGCAACAGAAAUGGCGCCAACAAUCAGUACUGGCUCUACACCAGAUGGAAUCCCACCAACCCGCAAGUAAUUGUUCAUGGGAAUGCUAAUACCAUUUGGUCUUCCAACUACGUCGCCAGUCGCCCGCUGAAGGUUAUCGUCCAUGGCUGGAACAGUAACGGAAACAGUGCCAUCAACCCUCUAGUCAGAGAUGCUUUCUUGGCCGUUUCUGAUGCCAACGUCAUCGUUGUGGACUGGGGUGCUCUGGCCAACGGUCUCUACGCCACUGCCGCUGCUGGUGUUCCCAGUGUUGGACAGUUCCUGGGAAAUUUCUUAGUGUGGCUGAUCAAUACCGCUGGUGGAAACUGGAACAAUGUCCACCUGGUCGGAUUCAGUCUGGGAGCUCACGUCGUCGGCAACGCUGGCCGCACGGCAGGCGGGUGGCCUGUCCGAGUGACUGGCCUAGACCCUGCUGGUCCACUGUGGAGUGGAAGCGGUAACGCCAUAAAUGGCAACGCUGGCACCUACGUUGAAUGUAUUCACACCGACGGCGGUCUCCUCGGCAUCUUCAACCCCAGCGGCAACGCUGACUUCUACCCCAACGGUGGCAGAAACCCCCAGCCCGGCUGCUGGCUUAGCACCUGCUCCCACAGCCGUGCCUACGAGCUGUUCGCCGCCACUGUCCAUCACAACCAUCUGAACGGACGUCUAUGCGGCGACAUCAACCAAGCUCAAAAUAACCAGUGCACGGGAGGCACGUUACUAAUGGGCAACGGCAAUCUUGCAAAACGAGGCUCGUGCGGUGAUACCAGCGAGAUGGCCCCCGAGUCCAACACCAACGAUGGUGACCAUGUUGGCCGAGUAGCCAAAGUUGAUGAUGAGGACGUUGAUGAUUUCUGCGAUCACUGCUCCGGCCUGGGAAUUUCGAUGCUUGCACGCAUUUCGCGAAUGAACACAAUGCUGAGACACGCUCCUAUCCUUCUCGUCUGUCUAUUUGGGUUAGGCGCCGCUCUGCCGCCGCAACCUAUCUUGAGGAAGUUGGAUGAUCUCCGGUACCAGCAUGCGCGGGAUUCGGCAGGAAACUACCACCUUGUGGACAUGUGGAUGACCCUUGAUGACAUUUUAGAUGUCGCUCGAUUCGACCCUUUGGCGUCCAAUGUGUAUCAUCUAUUCACCAGGGACAACCCGUCAGUGAGUCAGCCGUUGCUGAUGAACAACGCAGCUCUGUUGCAGCAGACUAACUUUAGCAACUCGCGGAGGACCAUCAUACUUAUUCAUGGCUGGAGGGAUGGUGACGUUGCCUCACCUUUUGUCACCAAUCUUGUACCUGCUUUCCUCACCGCCGAGGAUGUGAAUGUGAUCGUCGUGGACUGGAGCGCUGGUUCCAGCGGCCUCUUCGCGUCUGCCAUCGACAACGCGAUCGCCUCAGGUCGCGCUGUAGCUGCGUUUAUCAACUGGCUCAACCAGGAGACGUUCUCUAGCAAUGUGCAGUACCAUAUUGUGGGGCACGGUAUGGGCGGACACCAGGCAGGAGUCGUUGGCAGGACUUUGGGAGGAACUGUUGCCUAUGUUACUGGUUUGGAUCCAUCUCUCGUCGGCUGGAUAAACCAUCCAGACCGCUUCCAAGAAACUGAUGCUAUCUACACAGAAGUCAUCCACACUAACUGCGGAAUCAACGGUUACCUAUCCAGCUUAGCUCAAGUGGACUUCUACCCGAACGGCGGCGAAGCCAUGCCUGGCUGCAGCUCCCAUGCUUGCGACCACGAGAGAGCCAUACACUACUUCGCAGAGUCCGUCGUCAGUGGUGGUUUCACUGGAAGACAAUGCAUCAACUACUUGGCUGCAGUUUUGCAACAGUGUAACUUGUUGCCUCUCCGUUUACAGAUGGGUGGUCUGAGGCCAAAAAUUGGUUCCACGGGUGUGUACCUGCUUGAAACGAAUGCUGCUCCUCCGUUUUCUCAAGGAUAAAACAAAAUUGUGCGGUCAAUAACCUUUUCA
Molecule: messenger RNA, 2213 nt
Organism: Cydia splendana
Lineage: Eukaryota; Metazoa; Arthropoda; Insecta; Lepidoptera; Tortricidae
Exons: 12
Coding region: 51-2183 (710 amino acids)
Biological process (GO): lipid catabolic process
Molecular function (GO): lipase activity
Source: RefSeq, a predicted model, not a curated record